This is a messenger RNA of Harmonia axyridis, 1314 nucleotides long. RefSeq names its product serine/threonine-protein kinase mos. Gene Ontology annotation, molecular function: MAP kinase kinase activity; ATP binding. The transcript has 5 exons. Gene Ontology annotation, biological process: MAPK cascade; protein phosphorylation. Bases 110 to 1171 code for a protein of 353 amino acids. NCBI's taxonomy places the organism in Eukaryota, Metazoa, Arthropoda, Insecta, Coleoptera, Coccinellidae. The record is from RefSeq and is a predicted model, not a curated record.
CACACAUUUUCGUUGCAUAUGGGUUAACUGAUUAAAGAUAAAUAUGAAGUUAUAUUUACUCACCAUGUAAUUAGAAGGAGUUCUAAAGUGAUAAAUGUGAAAAAUUGAAAUGGCUACACCAAAAUCAAUAAAAUCUAUAGCAGUAUCUUUAGUAAAGAAUGGCCUAUCACCCAGGAAUACAAAUUUUUUAGAAAUACCCUCACCAAAAUUCUUAGGCACUUCUCAAAAUCGUCUAGGAUCACCCAUAUCAAGGAAAUGUUUGAAUUUCUCGCAAAUACAAAAAAUCAAAAGAACUAAACCACUGAGCGUUUUUGAUUCGAAAAAUCCAGAUUUAUUUUUCGAGGAAGAUGUAACGAUAAUUAAGGAAAAAAAAGGUAUACUUAUCAAUACACCGACUAAAACUGAUUUAAUGAAAAAUGGUUUAAACGAUAAUGGAAAACUGCUUGAUAUAUUAGGAAGAGGUACCUUUGGUACGGUUGUGAAAGGCUAUUAUAAAAAUUCCCUGGUGGCUGUAAAAAUAACAAGAGUGAACGAAAUGAAUCCAAAACCAUCUGAUAUCAACGCAAAAGAUCUGUCACAUGAAAAUAUCGUCAAAGUUUUUUAUAGUUACACGAAACCAAGUUCAGAAUACGCAAUUAUAAUAAUGGAGUAUUUAGAUGGAGCAAGAAACCUUCAGUUUGUUCUUGAAAAUGGACCUAUUUUAGGCGAGCUAUCAAAGAAAAAAAUCAUCAAACAAAUAUGUUUGGGGCUGCAGUAUUGCCAUUUAAACGGUAUUUUACAUCUGGAUGUUAAACCGAAGAAUAUUUUGGUUCUUCCUAAUCAACAAUGCAAACUAUGUGAUUUCGGUAACUCCUGCAGGAUUGAAGAUAAGGAGAACUAUGUUUAUCAGGGAACUAUUCCUUACGCAGCUCCUGAGCUACUUAGAGGUAUGGAACCUACGGAAAAAUCUGAUGUAUACUCACUAGGUAUAACUAUUUGGCAGAUAGAGUACAGGAAAAGUCCAUACGAAAAUUGGAGUAGUUCAAAAUGUUUAGUAUAUAACGUUGUGAAAAGUAAUGUGCGACCAGAGUAUGAAAAGAAUAACCAAGUAAUAACAAAACUUUUCCUAAACUGUUGGAAGGAAAAUCCUUUUUCCAGGCUAGAUUUAAAGGAAAUCCUCGAGAUGCUUUGAUAUCUUGAAGUUCCUGAUUUGGGGAUGUUUGUUAUUUGAAAAUGAAAUUUGUUAUUAUUAUACAUUUUAAUUAUAUUAUUUACAAAUAUAUCAGUUAUUUCUGAGGUUGGUAUAUGAAGAGCAAUAAAGGAUAUUUUAUGUAA